AUGAAAUUCUCUGCCGCUUUAUUCGCUGUUGGUGCCGCUGCCGCCUACGUUCCAUCUGAGCCAUGGUCUACCUUGACCCCAAGUGCAACCUUGUCUGGUGGCACUACCGACUACACCUCCACUUUCGGUAUUGCUAUCCACAAGGCAACCGGAAAUGCUAAGGCCAAGAGAGAAGUUGUCUCUCAAAUCGGUGACGGUCAAAUCCAAGCAACUACUGCUACCCCAUCCACCUCCUCCACCGCUGCUGCUGUUGUGACCCAGAUCGGUGAUGGCCAAAUCCAGGCCACUACCUCCACUGCCUCUGCUGCUGCUACCUCCGAGGCCGUGGUUUCCCAAAUUGGUGACGGACAAAUCCAGGCCACCACCGCCACCCCAUCCACCUCCUCCACCGCUGCCGCCACCACCGAGGCUGUUGUGUCUCAGAUUGGUGACGGCCAGAUCCAGGCUACCACCGCUACCCCAUCUUCCUCCGCUACCACCCAAGCCGUUGUUACCCAGAUCGGAGAUGGUCAAAUCCAGGCUACUACUGCCACCUCUUCUGCUGCCGUUGUGUCGCAAAUUGGUGACGGUCAAAUCCAGGCCACCACUGCCACCACCGGAACUUCCUCCGUUGCUUCCCAGAUCUCUGACGGUCAAAUCCAGGCCACCACCGCUUCCGGUGCUACCCAGAUUUCCGACGGCCAGGUCCAGGCUUCCAGCACCGCCACUGCUGAGUCCAGCAUCGGAACCUCUUGUAAGAGCUCUGACGCCCUUGCCUUGGUCUUGAACGACGGUAUCUUGACCGACGCCAAGGGAAGAAUCGGAUCCAUUGUCGCCAACAGACAAUUCCAAUUCGACGGUCCUCCACCUCAAGCCGGUGCCAUCUACGCUGCCGGAUGGUCUGUGUCUCCAGAAGGCACCCUUGCCAUCGGUAACACCACUGUCUUCUACCAAUGUCUCUCUGGUACCUUCUACAACUUGUACGACGAGUCCAUCGGAGACCAGUGUGAGCCAGUCUACCUCGACAUUGUCAACUUGGUUGAUUGCUAA
Ogataea philodendri is the source of this 1029-nucleotide messenger RNA. RefSeq lists its product as uncharacterized. The coding region runs from base 1 to 1029 and encodes 342 amino acids. Gene Ontology annotation, biological process: fungal-type cell wall organization. Gene Ontology annotation, molecular function: structural constituent of cell wall. The record is from RefSeq and is a predicted model, not a curated record. Gene Ontology annotation, cellular component: fungal-type cell wall. NCBI's taxonomy places the organism in Eukaryota, Fungi, Ascomycota, Pichiomycetes, Pichiales, Pichiaceae. The transcript has a single exon.